Messenger RNA from Malassezia pachydermatis, 786 nucleotides. RefSeq lists its product as hypothetical. Gene Ontology annotation, cellular component: cytoplasm. The record is from RefSeq and is a predicted model, not a curated record. The transcript is spliced from 6 exons. The coding region runs from base 1 to 786 and encodes 261 amino acids. Lineage: Eukaryota; Fungi; Basidiomycota; Malasseziomycetes; Malasseziales; Malasseziaceae. Gene Ontology annotation, molecular function: GTPase activity.
AUGGUCAAGUACGGACAGCUGGUGAUUGGACCGCCUGGCGCAGGCAAAACGACGUACUGCCAUGGCAUGUACCAGUUUCUCACAGCGCUGGAACGCGGUGUACACAUCGUAAAUCUGGACCCGGCCAAUGACACUGUACCAUAUCCAUGCGACAUUUCUCUGUCUGAGUUAAUAUCUGUCCGCGAUGUGAUGGCCGAGCUGGACUUGGGCCCGAAUGGCGCCAUGCUGUAUUGUAUGGAGUACUUGGAACACAACUUUGACUGGCUGGAAGAGCGCCUAGCGCGCUUAGAGCAUGACUAUGUGCUAUUUGAUAUUCCAGGUCAAGUAGAGCUAACGACGAAUCACCCGAGCUUGAAGCGCAUUCUUGAGCGACUGCAGAAGCAGGAGUGGCGCCUGGUGGCCGUGCAUUUGUCAGAUGCGACGCACCUCGUUGAUCCAUCGCGGUACAUUGCGCUUCUUCUCUUGGCACUACGCGCGAUGCUCAUGCUCGAGCUGCCCCACAUCAAUGUGCUCAGCAAGAUGGAUUUGCUAGACGAGGAACAGCAAGAAAGUCUACCGUUCUCUCUGGACUAUUAUACCGAAGUACAAGACUUGCACUACUUGACAGACUAUCUCGGUGAGACACAGCCGCGCCUCGCCCGCAUGUGUGAAGUGCUCGGCGAGGUCGUCGAGGACUUUGGCCUCGUCUCCUUCGAGACCUUAGCGGUGGAGGACAAGGCGUCCAUGCUGCAUAUAGUGGAGGUGCUUGAUCGCGCCAUUGGCUAUGUAGCGGAGGGAGCCGCAUAA